Messenger RNA from Paramecium primaurelia, 3801 nucleotides. NCBI's taxonomy places the organism in Eukaryota, Ciliophora, Oligohymenophorea, Peniculida, Parameciidae. The record is from the annotation of a GenBank genome assembly.
AUGAAAUUAAUUUCUUUGCUUAUACACUCUUUAUUUAGUUUCAUCUACAUAAUCUGCCAGAAUACCAUAAUUAUAACACAAUAUUCAGAAUUGCAAUAAUUAUAUUUUUUGGAAAAUGAAAAAUACAUUAUUGAAGAAAAUGAUUUGGCUAUCCCUUUUAAGAAUGAUGAAGAUUUAUAAAGAAAACUUCUAAAUACCUCUUCUUAAUAGUUAAUAUAAAAAUAAAAGUAGAUUGAUCUAGGUUUAGAUGACGAUGCAACAUUAUUUAAAUUUCUAAGUCACCAAGGAAAAUAUAUUAAUAUUUGUGUCUUAUAACUUUAAUCAAUAGAUUGUAAAAUUAGAAUAAAUAAUACAUUAUACAAUGAAGGUAUAAUAGCAGAAGAAAUUAGAUCAAAUCCUAUAUCUCUACCUUCUAAUUCAUGUUAUAAUGCUUUUUAUAUAGAAGAAGAUUCAUUUCUUAUUCAUUGUCUUAAUUCUAAUUAAUAAAUCUAAUAUUUCCUUUUAAAUGACAAAAGUUAAAUAUUAGAUGAAAUCACAAUUAAUGAAAUACAUAAUUGUAGAUUAGACUCUAAAUUAUAAUCUAAUAAACUACUCAUAAAUUCUUUGAAUUGUUAAAUAUCUAUUAUUUUGAUUAUUGAAAUAAAUCUAUAAGAUGGGAGAUUGUAAUUCAAUAAGAAUUUCACAAAAUUACAUGAAUUAGACACUUAUCCAAAUCAUAGCAAUUUAAUUGAUUUAAAAAUUUGUGAUUAAAAUAUAGUUCUAUUAAUUUUUGCAUAAUUCAUGUGCACAUAUAAUUUAGAGAAUUAGUUAUUUAAAAAUGAAAUGAUAUAAUAUCAACCAUGGUUUCUUUACAUUAAAGACUCUUGUUUUCCAUAUGUAAUGAAUUAAUAAUUUAAAGGAUAGAACAGAAUAGAGUAUUAUUAUCCUACAUUUAAUUAAAUGAUAAAUACAGAAUCAUAGAUUAAAAGCAUUUAAUAUUCUGGAAAAAUCUUUCUUUUUUUAUAUGAUGAUUAUGCUAUAAUAACUCAUGAAAAUUUUAAUCAAAAAAGAAUUUUAAAUAUAAAACAAAUUUAUAAAUUAAAUACAUUACCUCUCCUUUUGACUCUAGAUUAUAAAAAUUAAAUUUCAUUUUAUAACAUUAUUUGCCUUAAUAAAUUUAUUCAAUAUUAAAAUUUACCAUUUAUUGGAAUAUAUUAGAAAAGCUAAUUAAAAUACUACACAAAUUAAAUACUAUUUUACUACAAAAUGUUCUAAUAUACUAUUAUUUAUCCUUUGCAAAUUGAAUUAACAGAAAGUAUAACUAUUAAAAAUAAUUAAAGAGAUAUUACUAAUUUGAUAAUUUAUACUAAUUAAAUUUCAAAAGCAAUACCUCUGUAUUUGGAUUUAGAAUUUGAUUAGGAUAAUGUUUUAUAAGAAUAUCAAAAUUAGACAAUAAUAAUUUAUCAUAGAAAUUUACCAAUUAAAAAAAUAUUGAAAAUUAUUUCAUUUGAGAUCAAUUUUAUUAUUAUAAUUUAUGAAGAUUAAUAUCAUAAAAUAUAUGUUAAUCUAAAAAAUAAAGAUAUUUAAAAGAAUGUUUAUAUAAUGAGUUCAACAUUUGAAGUAUCAGUUGAAUUUUUAAAAGAAGAUAUUAAUUAAAUUACAUUAUUCUUUAUUACUAAAAAUAAAAUUCUGAAUUUUUUAAUUAUUAAUAAAACUGAGAUAGAAUAUUAGGAUUCUAUUAAACCUAAAGAUUAUAUAUAGGAAUAUAAAAUGGAUUUAUACAAAAUAAUAUGUCUACUAAUAGAUAAUACAGUCCUUACAUAUUAAUUUAAAAAUUGGUAUGAAUAUUUUUCAGCAAAAAAUUAAUAUUUAUAAGAAUUUUGGAUGAAAAGAGAGAAUAAAUAUAAUGAUUUCAGAGUUCCAUAUUUAUAUAUUGAUCAUUAAAAAUAUACUAUUGAAAUCUAAUCAUUAAUACCUAAUAAGUAUAACAUUCUAGUAACAUUAAAUAGUGAAAUACUAAUUUCACAUAUAUUUGUACCUUAUACCAGAAUAUUACUAAUUGUAAAUAAUAACAAUAUAUUAGAAUUAAAACUAUAUUUUUUUAGUUUAAAUGAAAUCCUUCUUCUAUAUUAAAUACCAACAUAUGAAUUUCUCAUACUAUAACCUAUUAAAAUCAAAUUUUAUGACAAAUUAUUUAGCAUAAUUACAAUAAAGAAUGAGUAAGAAUAUCUAUUAACAUAUGAUGUAACUAAAUAAGGAAAGUCAUCCUUAAUAUAAAUUACUAAAAUGUAAUUAGAUUAUUAAAGUUUUAAUUUAAUUGAUGAAACAGGAAUUCUUAGUUAAGUAUUAUUUGAUAAAAUUGUUAUCAAUUAUCCAUAUUUAAACUUUGGUAUCAAAUAAAUAAAAAUAUCUGAUUAAUCUAUAAUAGAUCAUCUAAUUAAAUUUUAAGCUAAAUCUUUAAUAUAAUCUAUUCCAUCUUAUUUUUAUAUUAACUUAAAUCUAUUAAAUUUUGAUACUAAACUAAGAUAUAAGCUUAAUGUUAAAUAAUAGAUGUUAAUGAUUAAUAAUUAAAAUGAAAUAAUCAAUCUCGAUUCCAUUUAUGGUAGUAUAAAUAAUUUGUAUUUGAGUAAUAAUUGUGAAGGAUUUUUAAAUGGACCAAUCUAAUUGAAAUAAAUCAUAUAAUUGAAUAAUUGCUAGAGUAUUUAUGAAUAAUUUUGUUUUGUUUCUAACUCUACAUUGAUUAUUGAUUACUUUAACUCUAAUAUAACCAUCAUAUUACCAAAUUAUACUAUAUUACUCAAUACGAUCUUAAAAUCUAAUAAUAACUUAAUCAUCCUUUAUAAUCAUUAAUUUUCAUAAAUUGGUUUUUUUAAUUUUUCAGGUAAUCAAUCAAUUUAAUAAAAUAUAUAUAAUGAUUCUAACUAUAUAAAAUUAGAUUACAUUUAAUUUAAUAAUAAAUAUAAAUCUAUAAGAUUUAUCAACGAUAUUCUCAUGAUUGAAACAGCACAAUUUUUGGGUAUUUACUCAAUAAUAAGACAAUAAAAUAAAAUGAAAUAAGAAGUACAAUGUUAAGUAAAUUAUCUUUCAGUAAAAUAAAUUGAAUAUUUAUUUUAUUAUGAAUAUUCAUUUAUACUUUUAAUUUUGAAAAAUGAAUUUGAGCUUUGUUUUGAAAUUUGCUCAAAGUUUGAGAAUGAAGAUAAACAACACAAGAAAAUCAUUUCAGAUUUCCAAAUUGUGGCUUUUCAUAUAUUGAACAUAAAAUAGGAAAAUUAAGAGAUUCAUUUAAUUCUUAUUCUCUUUUCCCCUAGAGACUUUGCAUACAUUUAUGAAUUAUUUUUUGAUUUAAAGUAAUAAAUAAUUACUGAAUAAAUAAUAAAGUCUUAAAUAAUCAGAUAUAUAAAUAUUAAUUAUGAAGAUUUCAAAUAAAUUAAUGAAACUAAUUUUAUUUUGAAAGGAAAAAAUGAAAAUUCAACUUCAUCAUCCUAUUUCUAUUAGAUGAAUUUAAGUUCUUCUAUUGAAAUCUUUGAUUAUUAUUAUAAAGAUGAUGAAUUUUCAGAUAUCUAAUAUUAUAAUUAAACACAUUUUGUAUAAAUUAAAAAUGAUGGGAAAAUUAAUAAUAUAUAACUUAUUGAAAUACAUAAUUAUCAAAUAAAUUUACAAAAUAAUUGUGAAUUAGUUUUACAUAAUUAUGUAUCUAGUUUAAGAUCUCCUGUAAUUUUAUAGUAUUCAAUUUAAAAUAAAUCUAAAACUACUUUAUAUCUAUUGAUGUUGAAUUUCCCAUUAAUUUUGUUUAUCAGUAACAAAAAAAAUAGAAGUUUAUGA